AUGGGCCAGAAUAUCGAUGCAGCACAGCAGAGCGAACUGCUCGCCCCUAUAAUUCUUGGUAGCAACGACUAUCCUACCUCAGCCUCAGCCUCAGGACCAGCAUCUGUUUCGAGCGCUAGUCAACAUCGCAGUAGUCCUGCCUCAACGACACACGCCCGCACAAGCGUAUCGUCCAUAUCCCCUGCACCAGAGCAAGCGGAACAACCCGCUAAGAAGAAGGGAGGAAGGAAACGAAAGGUGUCAAACAGCGAUGAGGAACAGCAGAGUCCAGAAGAUGGUGGACCGCCAAUCAAGAAGACUUCUCACAACGUCAUUGAGAAACGAUACCGCAACAACUUGAACGACAAGAUCGCCGAACUUCGUGACAGUGUCCCCAGUCUCAGGGCUAUGUCGCGACCGAACGGUAACGACGACUCCGAGGAUCUCGAGGGCUUGACACCGGCGCACAAGUUGAACAAGGCCACAGUGCUGGCCAAGGCUACCGAAUACAUCAAACAUCUGGAGAAGAGAGCAAAGACCCAGGCAGAUGAGUUGACUCAGCUCAAGACUCGCAUGGCAAACAUGGAAAAGGCUAUGGCAAGGUCUGCACCUGUCAACCAACAUGCCGGCAUCCUCACACCCGCCAUAGCUCGCUCAAGGCAGGGCUCGAUUGCCUCUCAAGCACCAAGACGUAUUCAGCAAGACCAGUACAUGCAACAACAUCCACAACCCGCCUACGAACCUCAAGAACAUGUCGCCGAACCUGGACACAACAAUCUCGUCAAUGCUCAAGGUGCAGGCAACGGUUUCGUCGGCAAACUCAUGGUCGGUUCGCUGGCUGCCCUCAUGGUCAUGGAAGGCUUCCAUGAACAAGAACAAGAUUCUCAUUCCACAUCAGGCAGGGGUCUGUUCGCUGCGCCAAUGCACUUGAUCAAACGUGGACAAUUCCUCAGAUCUCCUUCACAUGCUGCUUACGGCUCAUCAGCCCAGGCCGCGCUUCCUCUGCUUAAGACCUUCCUGGUCUUUGGUGCCUUUAUUUAUAUCCUCCUCCCUCUGCUUCGCUUCAAGCCACAACCGAAACAGAAGCCAUCGAUCCGUAUCUGCCUCACCGCCGCCCCUUCUCUUGCCUCGCCGGUCGAGGUCCGCCGCAAGGCUUGGCUUACUGCAGUGCAAAGUGUUUGGAUGCCGCGUCACUUCUUGCUUGAAGUUGUUUCUGUAACAUGCAAGAUGAUCAUGCUUAGUCUGCGUCGUCUUGUCGGAUCCGAGUUCUACUCGCGCGUCUCCGGCAAGACUCCUGAUGAUGAGGCUGCUCGUAUCAAAGCAUGGGAUAUUGCCAUUGAUGCUCAACUUGCCGGUGGUGAUGCUGAGGUCAGCUACUACCGUUUGCUUCUCACCUUGAUGGCUUCCGGUACUUUGCCAGACUCGCCCAUUCGUCUCAUGCAGAAGGCCGUUCACUUCCGUAUCUUCUUCUGGGAGGUCGCUAAUGCUGGCUAUGGCAAUAUGUUCAUGUUCCGAGACUUAACUGCCAAGGUCGGCAGGAUUUACUGGGAUUCUGCUCGCAAGCAACAACAUGCCCUUGCUGCUGGAGAGUACACUGAGAAGCAGAUCGCCGAUGACAAGAUCGAGAGACUGCCUGAAUAUCUUGCUGAGCUAAUCGAGCUCGACUGCGAUGAUGUUCUGACUGACGAGAUGAUUCAACGUGCCUACAACCUCGCAUGGAACAGACCCAGUGCCGAGAAGACCGUCCCCAACCAGACCAUGAACAGUGUGGUUGAAGAUCACGCCAUCCGAUCUCCUCUUGAUGCUGUUGCUGCUUGGUUCGCCAACAUGACUGUCGAUGCUGCACUUACUCGUGCUUUGGAUUCCGACUCCAAGACUACAGCCGACGUACAAUAUCUGAUCGACUUGGCAAACAAGACUGCUCCUCCUGCAUCGGCCACUCAGACUCGCGCACAUGUCGCAAAGGCUGUUCUUCUUGACAAGGAUCGUUCAGCACACAUCAUCGCCGCUCUGGACUCGUUACCAAUGAUCACAUCUAACGACGGCCUGGACAUGCCAUCGAACAUGAUCACACAUACACCAAUCUCUCCAGAUACGCACAGCGCGCUUACCCUUGCGAAGAUCCUCUCUAUCGCUUCGCCAACCAACCCUACUCCUGCGCGUGUGCACGCCGCUUCUGUGCUGUCUUCAAUGCACCUUAUGCCGAACAGAAUCACGCUGCUCACUGCCGUCGCCGCCUACAAGGUUCUGUCAAGCUUCUCGUCCGAUGCUCUGCUUUUCAACAGUGGCAAGCUCGGACUUGAUGACCUGGCUGGCAACUUGAGAGUCUGGAUUGGUACACGUGCAGCCAAGACUGCCGGUCUGACCAGAGAGCAGAAGGCUACAGUUGUCGAGUCUUGUCUCGGUGUCAGCAAGCGUGUUGGAGGUUGGAAGGACGAGGAGGAGAAAGAUAGUGGGUAUGGCAGUCUCGAGGAUGGCGAAAAGGAAGCCACGAUCAGAGCGUAG
Messenger RNA from Aureobasidium melanogenum CBS 110374, 2484 nucleotides. RefSeq lists its product as uncharacterized. The record is from RefSeq and is a predicted model, not a curated record. Gene Ontology annotation, biological process: positive regulation of transcription by RNA polymerase II; SREBP signaling pathway. Bases 1 to 2484 code for a protein of 827 amino acids. The transcript has a single exon. Lineage: Eukaryota; Fungi; Ascomycota; Dothideomycetes; Dothideales; Saccotheciaceae. Gene Ontology annotation, molecular function: protein dimerization activity.